Trypanosoma theileri is the source of this 441-nucleotide messenger RNA. RefSeq lists its product as uncharacterized. Lineage: Eukaryota; Euglenozoa; Kinetoplastea; Trypanosomatida; Trypanosomatidae. The record is from RefSeq and is a predicted model, not a curated record. The annotation marks the transcript as partial. The transcript has a single exon.
CAAUAUCGCAUUAGUGGACACCAUCGCCCUAGUGGACAGCAGCGCACCAGUAUACUUCUCUCCCCAACAGCGGCCGACUGUUUGGCUUCACUCACUGCGCAUAAUAAAGAAGUGGCCCCAUCCGGUAUUUUGGUGAGAUCGAAUUUAAACACAAACACCACGCCACCCAUGCGCCGCCGCAGUCUACAAUGGCGGGGAAGUACGAGUAGUAGUUUCGCAACCGGCGAAGAUACCUUUCGCGAGGGAGAUGAUAAUAACUUGUCGCUAUCGCAACUUCCAGCAGAUGCGUUUGGGGGUCGCAGUUCCUCUUGCUGUGGUUCCGGCAGUGGGCGGUCUAAUAAUAAUGAUGAUGAGAGGGAAAAUAAUGAACUGGAGAAUAUUAUUGCACUUAUCCAGCGGAUGAGGACUCAGGAAGGGAUUCUCAAAUCUUCCUCAGAGUAA